Messenger RNA from Gossypium raimondii (Peruvian cotton), 339 nucleotides. RefSeq names its product translationally-controlled tumor protein homolog. Lineage: Eukaryota; Viridiplantae; Streptophyta; Magnoliopsida; Malvales; Malvaceae. The record is from RefSeq and is a predicted model, not a curated record. The coding region runs from base 1 to 339 and encodes 112 amino acids. The transcript has 2 exons.
AUGUUGGUUUACCAGAAUCUCCUUACGGGUAAUCGAGAAUGGGAUGCUAAAGUGGGUCAUGCAACCAAUCCUUCUGCCCAAGGUGGUGAUGACCAAGCUGUGAAGGUUGUUCACAUUGUCUACCCUUUUAGGCUAGAAGCAACACCUUCUGACAAGAAGCAGUUUGUCGUGUUCAUGAACAAGUUAAUCAAGAACUUGACAUCGGAAUUGGAUGCAAAGAAGAAAGAGACCUUCAAGAAAAAUAAUGAGGGAGCAACCAAGUUUUUGCUUUUCAAACUAAAGGACUUUCAAUUUUUGUCCGAGACGACGGGUGAUCAAAGGGAAUUUGUUGUCAAAUGA